Messenger RNA from Annulohypoxylon maeteangense, 691 nucleotides. RefSeq names its product putative TOM core complex subunit Tom6. Lineage: Eukaryota; Fungi; Ascomycota; Sordariomycetes; Xylariales; Hypoxylaceae. The record is from RefSeq and is a predicted model, not a curated record. The coding region runs from base 152 to 325 and encodes 57 amino acids. The transcript is spliced from 3 exons.
CUUCCGGAUCUUAUUCAGCUUUAAUUCUUGGAUCCUCUCCAAAUCUUUUUUUUUUGUUCCGAUAGUCGAUAAUACAGAUAACGCCGACACAAAACUUAAGAACAACUCCCAACUCUCGGACAACCUUCGAACACUUCAAAAUCUUGCAAUUAUGCCGCCAAAGAGAGUCGGUGGAGGACGUUCCAACAGGGGAUUCAUUAGCUCCACCUAUGAGACUAUCACAUCUCCCGAAAAUGCUUCUGUCGUACGGAGCGUAGCAAUCUUUGGUGCUGCCGUGGCUUUUCUAGCUAGCCCUUGGAGCGAGUACCUUCUUCCACCAGUAUGAGAUAAUCGCCCGACUAAGAAUAUGACAAAACGCUGCAUUACGAAGGAUGUACGAUAUGAGGAUGGUAGUGCCAAUGAACCAUAAAGUGGUGGAUUGAUUAAUGGGAUACAUGAAUAUGAAUUGCGCCGAAUUGCAUCGAAUCGGUUAUCGGUGGGACGUUAUGAAGGCAGAUCUGGAGGAACAACAACCUCUUGACGUAUUAUACGACGAAUAAAUCCCCAUACUCUUAUUACGUGUUGACGAUUAUAUCUAUAAUCAUUUUGUGAUGUGGGUACUUACCUAGGUACCUAGUACUUGAUUCUCAUGAGAGAUGUUCUAUACAAUCAAUAUAUGAAGAAAGAUCAUGUCGCCGACUUUCUAAGACUC